GCCUCCAGAGUAUAAAACACCGGCGGCGCAGCGGAGCGCGGGACAGCCCGAGCCGCGCCGUGGGGCAGCGGCUGCAAGGGAGGAUGGAGGCCAGCAUGGACCUCCUGCAUCACAGGGGCAUCCAGGCGACGCACUGGCUGCAGGAGCACUUCCAGGGUUCCCAGGACUUGUUUCUCUUCAUCUCCUUCGCUGCUGACCUCAGGAAUGCUUUCUUUGUCCUCUUCCCUAUCUGGUUCCACCUCAGCGAGUCGGUGGGCAUCAGGCUCAUCUGGGUGGCCGUGAUCGGCGACUGGCUCAACCUCGUCUUCAAGUGGAUCCUCUUUGGGGAGAGACCGUACUGGUGGGUCCACGAGACGGAUUAUUACAGCAACACCUCUGCCCCAGAGAUCCAGCAGUUCCCGCUCACCUGUGAAACUGGCCCUGGGAGCCCCUCCGGCCACGCCAUGGGCGCAGCAGGCGUGUACUACGUCAUGGUGACAGCCCUGCUUUCUGCUGCCGCGGGGAAGAAGGGCUCGAGGACACUCAAAUACUGGGUGCUGUGGACGGUGCUCUGGACAGGGUUCUGGGCAGUUCAGGUCUGCGUCUGCCUGUCCCGAGUCUUCAUUGCUGCCCACUUCCCCCAUCAGGUCAUCGUGGGGGUCAUCUCAGGGGUGGCCGUGGCCAAGACCUUCCAGCACGUCCACUGCAUCUACCACGCCAGUCUCCGCUGGUACCUGGGCGUCACCUUCUUCCUCUUCAGCUUCGCCCUGGGCUUCUACCUGCUGCUGCGGACAGUCGGCGUGGACCUGCUCUGGACACUGGAGAAGGCGCAGACAUGGUGCGCCCACCCUGAGUGGGUCCACAUCGACACCACCCCCUUCGCCAGCCUCCUCCGCAACCUGGGCAUCCUCUUCGGGCUGGGGCUGGCCCUCAACUCCCACAUGUAUCUGGAAAGCUGCCGGGGGAAGCAGGAACGACGGCUGCCCUUCCGCCUAGGCUGCAUCGCCGCCUCCCUCCUCAUCCUACACCUCUUUGAUGCCUUCAAGCCACCCUCUCACAUGCAGCUGCUCUUCUACGCCCUCUCCUUCUGCAAGAGCGCUGCCGUGCCGCUGGCCACUGUUGGCCUCAUCCCCUACUGUGUCUCCCAGCUCCUGGCCACGCAGGACAAGAAGGCUGUCUAGGAGCAUCCCUGCAGGGGAUGGUGUUCCCGGGCAGGUGGUUGCCCCAGCUCUGGGCUUGGGGACACUCAUCAGACCAUGGCUGCACCCCAGCCUGCUGUUUGCCCCCCGUUAAAUCUGCACAGACUGACUCCACACCGGGAGUGGACCGCAACAGCUGGCAGUGCUGCCGGAUCGCUCCCGUGGCACUGACCCACAAUUCCAGUCGUGUAGUAGGAUCGGGCUGUCUGCGGCCAGCGGAUGGCCCAGGGAGUCCAGGGCUCUUCCAGUUGCUCUUCCCAUCCUUCUCCUCCUCAGCUCCGGACCAGGCAGCAGCAAAGGGAAGCCCCUGCACUCCCCUGCAGCGCUGGAGACAGCAGGGUGCUCACUCUUGGGUGUUGGGGGGCUGCUGGCGAGGUGCCUCUGUUACAGGAACGGGCAGACACUGUGAUUUGGAGAUAAAACACGGAGCUUGCGGGAGCUCCUCCAACCCGAGGUGCUCAGUGGUCACUGCCGCGUGAUGCAGCACACGGUACACAGCCGCAUCUGUGUGUAUACGUAUAUAACACAUAUCUAUAUGUACAUAUACCUGUGCGUGUGUCUGUAAAGAAGAGGGAUUUUAUUAAAGCCAAAGGUGUGUUUGG
This is a messenger RNA of Cuculus canorus (common cuckoo), 1780 nucleotides long. RefSeq names its product glucose-6-phosphatase catalytic subunit 1 (gene G6PC1). The record is from RefSeq and is a predicted model, not a curated record. The coding region runs from base 84 to 1160 and encodes 358 amino acids. Gene Ontology annotation, molecular function: glucose-6-phosphatase activity. NCBI's taxonomy places the organism in Eukaryota, Metazoa, Chordata, Aves, Cuculiformes, Cuculidae. Gene Ontology annotation, cellular component: membrane. The transcript is spliced from 5 exons. Gene Ontology annotation, biological process: glucose 6-phosphate metabolic process; gluconeogenesis.